Seriola aureovittata is the source of this 8992-nucleotide messenger RNA. Its product is annotated as serine/arginine repetitive matrix protein 2. The transcript is spliced from 2 exons. The coding region runs from base 258 to 8450 and encodes 2730 amino acids. NCBI's taxonomy places the organism in Eukaryota, Metazoa, Chordata, Actinopteri, Carangiformes, Carangidae. The record is from RefSeq and is a predicted model, not a curated record. Gene Ontology annotation, cellular component: nucleoplasm.
UGGCACUGCCAGACUGAGCUGUGCGGAGCUGCUUAGUCCUGGAUUCGGCAUAUGCACAGAGGUCUUGUAAACGUGGGAGUGUGCUGUGGAUUUUGAGAGGCAGUUCACUGGAUGAGGGGCAGAUAUUGCAACACAGAGGAACUCAAUGCCCUAGGGAAAGCCUCAUCAUUGGCCAAAGUCCAGGAACAGAGCCCAGAGCAGACUAGAGGAUCGGACUGGACUGGCCACAGUGAGAAUUUGGAGCUUGUGGACUAGCGAUGGACAGCUGGACUCUACAGGGGGACAGCUACUCCUUCCUGCGCAGUGCGCCCCGCACCUUUUCCCUGUGCCACCGUGACGGCACCCCUAACCACGUUGAAAUCUUUGACAUCAUCAACGUCCCUACUCAGCGCAGUGCCAUCUCCGAGACCACUUGCCUGUGUGACAUUUUUGGAGACGACUGUGAGUUGCCCUCCCACUCAAGUGGCCCUGCUGUAGGGGCCUUUGUCCCUUCCCAGAGGGAGGUGGACGGGACAUCUGCUGCAUCACCCCUGGUGGAUGAUCUAAACGACUCAGGCUCUUACCACACUGCACAGGGCUCCAGUGAAGGAGAGGAGGGCUUUGAAGACUCAAGAGAAAGGCUUUACAGCCCCCUGUCGCAAAACGAGUCUGCAGAGAGGAGGCAGUCAGAGGGCGAGGGAUUCAGCUCAGGGCAUCCAGACAAUUUUGAGGACAGAAGCCCAAAUUUAGAACCAAAAAGCAAAUCACCGGUACCUCAGCUUAGUACACCUAGCCCACCACCUGAAGUCCUCGACACCGGUGAGAGGACCCCCUCUCCUGGACAUAAUAGCUCCUAUACCAUCAGUCCAGAGGGAAGAGCAUCAUCCUUAUCUUCUUCCUCAGUUGAAAAGAGAAGUUCACCAUCAUCAUCUAAUCCAAGUCAAACUCAUUCGGAGGCUGAACCAGGGAGAAUCACUCCUACCUUCAAAGACAGACUUAACAGCCCCUCACAUCAAUCGUUAACUCCUAGUCCCUCCUCUGAGCCUAGGAACUGUGUCAGCUCAUCCUCCUCUGUAUCAGUCAACACCCAGUCUUCACCUGAGUGCAGGGGAGCACAAAACUCACCUGAGUCAAGGAGCAGCUACAUUUACCAACACAGCAGUCCCUCACCCAAAGAUUUCUCUCUAGAUUUUACAGAAUCAGCCACUCCUUCAUCUCCUCUACCGUCACGCAGUAGUGCAGAUUUAUCUUCCCAGUCAACAGAAACAUCGGCCUCCCCUAAUCUGAAGAAUAGGCCCUACUCCCCCGAUACUCAAGCGUCAUCUCCUUUUCCUGAGCUAACAGGAAGGGUCUCCCUGCCUGAUCUUUUCAGCAUAGGCUCCACACCUGAUAUAGAAGAGCCUCCCUGCUCUCCUGAGCUGAUUUCAGAUCCUUCCGCUGCAGGAGGAGACACCACAGCUACUCCUGAGAACCAAAACUCAAGGUUAUCAGUUGAACCAGGCAGCACUGCUUCUACACCUGCCCCACGAUACACACCUCCCUCACCUGUCAUUUCAAUAUCAACAUCUCCCGAGCUCGUGGAGAAUAGUGUCUCCCCUGAACUGGGACACACAGCUCCCUCACCUGGCCUGCUCAGUGCUGCCUCUCCGGCUAAGACAGGGACAAGAACUCCCUCUCCUGGUUCCUCGCCUAAAAUAAGACACAUUUCACCACUUUCUGAAAUCAGCACGCAGGUGCCUUCGCCUGUGGUGAGUUAUAGUUUAUCUCCAUCACCUGAAGUCAGGAGCAACUGCUCUCCAGUAGAGCACAGACACACUGCUCCCUCACCUGAAAUCCGGAUUACAGCAUCCUCACCCGAGCCUCACUUUGACACUGCCUCAUCAAGAAGCUUCACUUCAUCCCCUCAUAUCACAGGGAUUUCGUACACAGUUGUCCAGCCCGACGACAGGGACACUCCCCCGUUUCCUGAGCUCUGUCGUCUUUCCACCCCUGAGCCUGAUAGGACAGCUGUGUCCCCUGAAGCAAGCAGCCCUACACAAAGUAGAGACAGUACACAGGGCAGUGUAGCAGAGUCCACUGGUACACCGCGAGACUCGCCCCAUAUAUCGGGCUUCACAAGCCCCGUUCUGCAGCCUGAACUAACUUUGUCGCACCCACCCAGGUACCAAACACCUUCACCUCAGCCAAAGAAUCACACUCCCUCACCUGAGCCGAAAUAUCAAACCCCUUCACCUGACAAGCAUCGAAGUCCCUCACCUCAGCACCUCAGGAGUAGGGACCCAUCACCUGUUUCCCCUUCUCCUGAGCAGAUUUCACCUGUAACCCUGUCCACAGAGUACCACCCUCAGUAUACACAUCCUACUCCUCCUCUGAGAAGUACACCUGAAGUUGAAAGAGAUUCCUCCUCAGCUAACAUUGCAGAAACACGGUGCCACGAAAAUUUGGUAAAAGACAACGUGUCACACUCAUUUGAACUAAACAGGGGAGACAAAUCAGUUCUUGCUGAAAUCAAAAGCAGUUCACCAGUGGUCGCAGAUUGUUUACCUGUAUUUACUUCACCUUUCUCAGCAGAGGAAAAGAUAAAGAGUUCACUUAAGCAACAAAGCACAGAGAGAGAAGCAACACCAGAGGAAGUAAACAUUCAGGUUAACUCGAGUUUAGCCUCCUUUUCUGAGGAAAAACAAGACACUGGCCAUAGCUUUUUUCAGAAACAAGACACUUAUAAUAAUCCCCCUAUUGAAACCAAGCCUCUUUCCCCUAAUCUUCCAGUCCCUAAGGACAGGAGUCCAACCAUUUCACCUGUCCACAGGGCUACACCUGACUCACCUGUGCAGAGACUCGAAAACCCACAGCCCCAGUUCACUACUUAUUCCCUCACUUCUGACAACAGCAGCUCAUUAAAAUCAGCUUGCACACCUGAGCCCUCAAGAAGACAUCUGUCAACCAAAGUUAGACGUGAAAACAGAGAGAGGUUGACCGAGGACAUGGCCCACCAUGUAAACAGAAGGCGGACUCCUUCUCCGCCACUUACCAGGUUUACACCUGUCCACAUCAUAGCCCCUGAGAAACCAUACAGACAGUGGCAGAACAGAAGCCGCAGCCCCUCUCAGGUUGUAACAUCCUCACCAAGUGGUAAUUUAAAAAAAGCAGUGACAAAUAGGGAAAGCCCCAAUGUUGCCCCUGUUGACAAUAAUAGCCAGUCCCACUGGGUCAGACUAGGGGGGCAAUUGGAGAUGGAGAGGGAAAUGCAGCUGGAGGAGGAGAGAGAGGCGAGCAGGGAAAGGCAAAGGGAUAGAGAGAUGGAGAGAGAGAGAAAGAGGGAGGAGCGGGUUCCCGAAAAGGGGGAGGGGUGGCAGGGGGACGCCAGUAACAGAGGGGAACAGGUUGAGCUGUCAUUCAAUGCCAGGAAUAGAAAAGGGCCUGCAAGUCACAGCGCAGCUCCCACAAGCAGAGAGACUCGUCAGGGACUGCCAACAGCGCAUUCCUAUUCAGAGAGCUUGCUUGCUACCAGACAGCUACAGCAACAACAGAGUCUUCUGAGACGUGUUUCCCAACAAGACACAAGGGGUGGUGGUCCAAGCAGACGGCUUCAACCUCCUGCACACCAGAACAAGAACAGUGCUCCUGGACGCGUGGCUGCGAGCAGGCCCUGCCGGAGUUCCAGCUCCAGCAUGGGAAGUGAGCUUGAUGAGGCAGAUAAUGAGGUGAAGUGGUUUACAGACUUGGCUUUCCGCAGUCUGUCAAGCCCUGAGGUAGACUACCUUGACAUGUACAACUCCAGCCACCGUUCAUCUACCAACAUUUCUCAACCAUCUACCCAGGAGAGCCCUGCCGGGGUCAAUCCCGCCUGGCCGGCCUAUGCCGACUUCAGGGGUUCUGCUCCAAAGCUGGACAGUGAUGAACCGUCCUUCCAGCAAUCAUCUGCAUACUACUCAGAUGGCCUAGAUCCAUCAAGGCGCUAUGAGAUGGGCAGUUUUGAGUGCGUAGAUGUGGCCGUGGAAAGAGAGGACUCCAGGAAGGUGAGAAGAGGAGUGCCGAAGAGACAGAUCCAGCUGAAGAGAAAGAACAACGCUGAAGGGAAGCAGGAUGAGAGUAGUGAAAAUAGUAGUCCUGGGAUACCUGUGAUGAUGGAAAGCCCGUCUCCUCCAAAGAGUCACUCCAGAGAGACAUUCAUGAGACAACACAGUACACCAGCAGCAACGCAAGCUUGCUACCCCUCUGAGCGUAGCCCUGAGCCCAAUCAAAACAAUGCAAGAAAAUGCAAACUCCAGAAAUCCGCCUCCCUGGAUGAGACAUGCUCUAAAACUAAGAUGGCCACUUGUCUCAUCAAGAGUGUGUUGUCCAAGAAGAUGCAAAGUGUUGAUAAACAAAAUGAUGAGCAGGCAGAAGAAGUGAGUCCUGAUUUUGAGGAAAACAGCCCACCGACAGAGAGUGCAGUGGCUCCACUGAAAGUGUCCCCAAAACCUGACACAAAUAGUCUGAGUUCCAGUCUCCCGUCAGAUUAUGGUCUUUCAUCUGAGAACUUACUUGUGCGAGGAGAACCAAGCACAAAGGAUGAAGUCAAACCACCAAAAAGCUUUGGAGCAAGAUCCAGUAACAGGCCAAGUUCAUCCAGCAGCAGCAGAAGUGUAAAUUUUUCACAGACUGACAGUGAAGAGGCUGAUUCCCAGAGCAGGAAUGCAACCUCAUUAAAAUCUGAAAUGAGAUCAGAAUUUAAAAUGCCACUUGAUAGUAAACAGUCCACAACUUUAGUACAACGAGCAGAUGACAUUAAAACAUGGGACGAAAGGGAGGGUGGUGACUCAGCAAAUUCCACUGCCGGGAACACAGGAGCUCCUUCUGCCACCGGAGCCAGCAGCGCGCAGGCCGGGAUGAAAAACAGAGACCAGGAAUGUGAAAACGCAGAGGACCAUAAACAACUGCAACAGGGUGACAAGGGCGCCUGCAAGUCAAAAACACAGGAGAUUACACUAAAAGCCGUGGAGAAAAAGAAAGCCUCUCUAAGUGUCUGCCUCACUCCUGAGGCAGAAAACAAGCCUGAGGCUUCCUCACCAGAAAUGUCUUUCAGAGAAAAGGACGACAGAGUGGAGACCAGUGUGGAUGAGAAAGCAGAGGGAGACGAAGGCAAUGGCAAUAAUAAAGUUAAGGCCCCCAUUCACAAAGUUAGAGAUGUCAGGCGGCUUGUGAAAAAUACAUAUAAUCUGUCUUUCAAGGCAACUAGUGCUGUAAUGCCAUCAGGUGUAAAUGAAAAGAGGAAGGAAAUAUUUAAUGAGGAAAGGAGGGAUGAAGUAAAAGAGGAAAGGAGGAAAGAGAUCAUAGCAGGGCAGGAGCGGGAAGUGAGGCAAGAAAUGAGGACGGAAAAGAAGAGAGAGGAAAGGGAAGAGGAGUACAGGGUGGAGAGGAAAGUAGAACAGAAAGAGGAGGUAAAAGAUUCAAAGCUGCUGACCUUCUCUCCACCUCCUCAAAGCAAAGGAAAGCCACUGUCUCGUCCACAGCCAAUGCAAAUAGAAUACAAGGCUGUUUGCUGGAAAGAGGACAAAAAUAAAACGUCAUGCAGCAAGAAAGAUUCAGAAAACCCAGGUGAUAAAUCGCAGGCUUCUCCAGAGCUUGUCACUGAGGUAAGCAGAGAAUCACAAAAGUCCUGGACUGCAAACACACAGAGUUACACAACAGGAAACACAGCCAUUUCCAAGCCGUGUCACCAUGAUCUAAAAAAGGCAGCAGAAAAACAAGAGGCUGCGGCAGAGAUGCAAAAAAUUCCAGACAAAGAGGGCGAAGCUGUGGUGGUUAGAACGAACAGAAAACCUCCCAUGCUCGGAAGCCUCCCCAAACUGCCCAGUAAGGAAAGAGAGGUGUCCACUGCUGUAGUGUUGAUAAGAGAUGGAUCCAGCAAGACCAAGGCAUCUGCUUCUCCAGCCCAGGAAGAGAUUCCUAGCCCAGUCCAAGUCCCAGGUGCUUCACUUUCACCUGGCCCCACUACCCCCGGCAGUACCCCUGGCAGCAGUGGCCACUCAGUUUCCAUGUUGUUGAAAGAGAAAGGCUACCAAGCAGAUAUUGGAGCAGUGGUGGGUGACGGUCAGAACGCGGCUGGAGGGAAAGGGGCUCCCCGUAAGCACGUGAACUGCCUGGAGAUCCCCCUUCAGACCACAAUGCCUUCAGAGGGUGGGCGAAUCGAGUCUCAUAGAGAGAGGACAUUCUCCUCAUCGUCCACCACAUCUGGCCCCUCAGCAGUGUCUGAGAACACAGGCAGCCUUACAAAGACCACAGAGGUUGACGGAGGUUGCAUUAAGCCUUCAAUAAAAGACACUGGAAUACAAAAAAGUGCUCCUCCACUAAGGAAUACACAAGAACAAACACCACCCCCCACCAAACAGAAGGAUCUAGGGGAUUUUGAAGCAGUGAAAAGAGUAGAUCCAACUUUCCCCCCAAGGUCCCCUGCAGUAAGGAGAUUCAGACCACAGCCAAUUGAGGUUAAAUCACUGUCUAAAGACUCACAGAAACAAGAGAAGCCUGCAAACUCCACAGGAACCAGCAGGCCUCAAACCAUUGAAGUUAAAUCUAUAGCUAAAAAUUCUCAAAAGCCAACUGUGCCUCCGAAACCAAGCUGCAAAUUUAAACCUGCAGAUUUAGCAACAAUGCCAAACGAAGCACAGAGACUGUCAGCAACAACAUCGACUGUAAAACCACAAGGUGAGGAGAGGUCUCAAACAAUUGUCGUGUCCUCGCCAACCAUCUAUAGAAAGAUCUCCAAUGAGUCCACAUCAACGUCAAACUAUACAAGAAAACUAGCUGUGUCUGCAGUGUCCAGCCUCAAACCUCCACCUAGCAAAACAACAGCAACCACCAUCUCCAAUCAAACAUCAAACCAGUCAACAGCGCCAUCAGACACGGAGGCAUCUAAUGACAGAGGGCAGCAGCAGCAACCAGCAGCCUCGCCUCAAAGCUCCAGGUACACACAAAGACCUACAACCUUAGCUCCAACAUCAGCCACUUGCACAGGUUCAACCUCAGCCCAAGGUCCAGUUCCUGAGCCAAUAGCAAACCAAGUCACUGGACCCCCCUCAGCUGCAGCCAACGAGCCAAGCCAGCCAGCUGUUAUGGAUCCAGAUAGCCAACCACAGUAUCCCAGGAUGGCAUACCCUCAUGAACAAGCUAUGACAGUAACUUCAAACAACACAAAACAACCCGCUGCUGUUCCCACAACACAAGUGCCAGGAUACACACACCAGCCAUGCCGCAGAUCACUGUCCAGUGAGCGCCGCCAAAGGACAGAUGACCUGUGUUUUUAUGCCUCAGAUGACCCUCCAAGCUACGAUGAAAGAGAGAGCUUCAGUCCCCUCAUGCUCCCAGAUCUGACCCCCAGGAGGUCAAAUCAUUAUCAGCCCGCCUCCCGCCCUCCUCCCUGCUCCUGCACAGCUGGCUGCCCUUCCCACCCUGGUCUCACACCUCCUCACCAUCACCGCAGCCCCCAUACCCUCACUCCCCCUGCCCCACCACACUCUCCAGGCCAGGCAUUACCUUAUCCGGUGGUUCAGCCCCCUCUUCGUCCCCACCAGUGCAGACCUGACCCUCAGCCGAUGAGCUACCAGCCCGGCUCUCCCAAAUCAAGUCCUCUUGGUCCAAGCCAGCCACCGGCAUUAUACCAACCUCUCCACCAGCCUCCUCCCUGCCCUCCCCACCCCUCACUCAUGCAGGCCUGCACUGCUGAGCGGCCAUUGCAGCCACCUCAGCAUAUUGACUCUCGACGACCCCCUGUACACAGAUCCCCCCAGCAGCAGCCACCAGGCAUGGCUGGGGCUCCUUACAGUGAUCCUGGUCACAGCCACUCUCCUGGCCUUCCUCCUAUGGAUCCCCAGUACUUGUGUGGCGCUCAAAGCCUGGGGCCUUCCUAUGGCUCUGAAUAUGGGGGUGACAGCUCCAGUUUGUACUCAGAGAGUAACUAUGGACAGACACCUCGCAGAGUGCUCCUAGAUCCUGAGACUGGGAAGUAUUUUUAUAUCGAGGUGCCUGUACAGCCACUGAGGAAAAUGUUGUUUGACCCAGAGACAGGCCAAUACGUGGAGGUGCUCAUCCCACAGCAAGCAAUGUCACAUUCAGGCCUGUAUCCUCCCUCAGCAGCCCCUUACCCAUCCCUCCACAACCCCAACAUGUACGCCCCAGCGCCGCAGUACAUGCCCUAUGCAGCUCCACCUCCCCCAGCCCACCCACAGGCUCAGCCCCAGCCACCCCGCUAUCCUGAGGCCUCUGCUGCAGCAACGAUGCACCCAAGUGGGCCUGGGGUCAGCUACAGGAAUCACUCUGGUCAGGGGUCCAAGCCAGAGCACCAGAACAAUCCACCGCUGGACCAGAGCUACCUGGAGAGUAUGUAUUAUGUCCCUACAGGGAUGAAUGCAAGCCCCAAUCCCACCCCACCAGACUAUUACCACAAACAUCCCCCCAACUUACCCCCAACAGGGGGGAAAAGGUCCUGAAAUAGAGGAUAGAGGCCGCCUUCCUGGAGCCUGUUGGGUUUUAAAUAAACAGUGUAUAAAGGGGGUGUCUAAUGUUAGCCUGUACUGUUAUUUGAGUUUUCACACUGCAACUGAAGACAGCGAUUCUUUGGUUGUUGUUUAUUUGCUGCUGUUUGUUCCAUGCUAGGCUGCUUUAAUAGAAAGAGAUGUAUGAUUCUUGAGUUUUUUUUGACAACACAAGAGAGUAAACCUUUUCCGUGAGGUGUUCUUAAGAUGACUGCCUAAUUUCAAAAUGAUCUAUUAAAACAUUUGUCAUUUUUGAUACAGGGUUAUAACAUCAUAUUGUAACUUCACCUGUAAUAAUGCACAGGCACUAUAAAUCAAUAGGUUUACUAAUUUACUGAUGUUUGUACUUUAAUAACAAAUAUCUCCAAAAAACUUGAAAAUACUGUUUUAAAAGAGCCUCAUAUUUAUUUUAUUAUUGUUUUUCUCUAAUACUGGAUGAGUGAGUUUGUGCACAUGAUCUAUGCAACAACAGUGCCAAUAAAAUGAUUCACAUAUCA